GACACGUUCAGUUGGGAUAACAAGCUGCCAGGAACUAGGGUGCUAUUAUCACGAUAUUCAUUGGUAGCAGAUGGGGGUGAUAAAUCUGCUGCCAGAUUCGGUGAGGAAGCAAAGAGGUAUAUAUGCAGCGUGUUACCCAACUUGCAAUAUACACCAGGUGGACUUAUGUACAAGAUGAAUGCCACCAAUUUACAAUAAAUUACAUACUUGGUGGCAACCCAAAAGGAAUGUCAUGCAUGGUCGGGUAUGGGGAGAAAUAUCCUCAGAGGAUCCACCGUAGAGGUUCUUCCUUGCCUAGUCUUCAACAGAAAUCUGAGCCUUUUGGUUGUGGCGAUGCUUUCCAGUCCUACUACUACACUUCUGAACCAAAUCCUAACAUCUUAAUUGGAGCAGUUGUUGGGGGGCCCAACCAUGAUGACGAGUUCUACGAUGAUCAAGAUAACUAUGCCCAAUCAGAGCCUGCAACAUACAUCAAUGCACCUCUAGUUGGAAGCUUAGCAUACUUGGCUGCAAGCUUCGGAUCCUAGACCUGUGCAACUUUAUGGUUUCUAUAAUAUUGCUACACUGAUGAAAUCUAGGUCUUUGAUUCAAUUUACCUAUGCUUCUAUUUUUUCUCUA
Molecule: messenger RNA, 618 nt
Organism: Vitis riparia (riverbank grape)
Lineage: Eukaryota; Viridiplantae; Streptophyta; Magnoliopsida; Vitales; Vitaceae
Product: endoglucanase 2-like
Exons: 3
Coding region: 123-527 (134 amino acids)
Biological process (GO): carbohydrate metabolic process
Molecular function (GO): hydrolase activity, hydrolyzing O-glycosyl compounds
Source: RefSeq, a predicted model, not a curated record